GAACAAAUACGCAAAAGGAAAGAGGAAGAAGAAAGGAUAGCUGCUCAAAAUGAGUUCCUCAACCGAUCGUUGCGGGGUUCCCGGAAACUACAAGCCUUGGAGAGCAAGCCUCAAGGUACCAUCAACGACGCCUAUGAAGACGAAGUUACGGAUUUUACGUCAGAGUCUUCCGAGGAAGAGAAGGAAUGUGUCCAUUCGGCAUACGCUUAUGGUGAUCUGGUCGAUGCCGUUCAAAGGCUCCAGCUUCAGCUGAAGAAAACGUCGGCUGGUUCCGGUAUUUCCGGGCUAGAGGGACGUAUAGCUGCCAUACAGUCCCUCCUAUUGUCUCCUCAAUUUGGCCGGGCGCUGGCCAUACAUAACAAGAUACAGGCUGUCCGAUCGCAGACCUCCGUUCGGACACAGCCCAUAGCUCAAAAUGCUCUCAGGGACGCCCAGGACGCCUUGGGCAAUUCGCAGAGUGCCUACGCGGUGGAAUUGGCUACCUUACUUACAGGAUACGAAUUCGAAGGCUUGAUGGUAGCUCACGAUGGCGUUGCUUCCACUUUACCACCGGAUUCGACAUCGCCCCCGCCACAACCUCCCCUUGGUCUGCCAGCCAUCAGGAGCAGUCGCUACGGGAGCGAAGAUAACAUAAAAAUUAUUAGGAUAGAAAAAACGACUGAGCCUCUAGGCGCCACUGUGAGAAACGAAGGGGAUGCUGUUAUCAUAGGUCGAGUAGUAAGAGGGGGAGCAGCAGAGAAAAGCGGUCUUCUUCAUGAGGGCGAUGAAAUUUUGGAAGUAAAUAGUAUAGAAAUGCGUGGCAAAAGCGUCAAUGCAGUCUGUGAUAUUCUUAAAGAUAUGGAGGGAUCCUUGACUAUACUUAUCAUUCCGGCAUCACAAUCAAG
Molecule: messenger RNA, 884 nt
Organism: Sitophilus oryzae (rice weevil)
Lineage: Eukaryota; Metazoa; Arthropoda; Insecta; Coleoptera; Curculionidae
Product: MAGUK p55 subfamily member 5-A-like
Exons: 4
Biological process (GO): establishment or maintenance of polarity of embryonic epithelium; protein localization to plasma membrane; morphogenesis of an epithelial sheet
Cellular component (GO): plasma membrane; adherens junction
Molecular function (GO): protein binding
Source: RefSeq, a predicted model, not a curated record